Messenger RNA from Chondrus crispus (carragheen), 4764 nucleotides. RefSeq names its product ATP dependant DNA Helicase PIF1. Gene Ontology annotation, molecular function: DNA helicase activity. The transcript is spliced from 6 exons. Lineage: Eukaryota; Rhodophyta; Florideophyceae; Gigartinales; Gigartinaceae. The coding region runs from base 1 to 4764 and encodes 1587 amino acids. The record is from RefSeq and is a predicted model, not a curated record. Gene Ontology annotation, biological process: telomere maintenance; DNA repair.
AUGGCGGGACCAGCAGAUGAAAACGUAGCAGAAGCAAGAAGGCAGCAAAGAAACGCGCGUACAAGGGCAAGGAGAGCGCAAGAGUCGGAAUCUGAAGCUCAAGCACGUCGUGAGGCAGGUCGAGCUCGGGCGAGAAUCCGGAGGGGACAACACACCGAAUCUGAGGCUCAAGCGCGUCGCCAAACCGUCCGGGAACGUACUGCAGCACGAAGAGCAGCAGAGACUUCUGAGCAGCGCGAAGAGCGUCUUCGUCGAAACAGGGAGAGAACCAGGGCGCGCAGAGCCGGUCAAUCACGGACAGAGGGUCCCAGAGAGUCUCCAAAGCUCCGAGGAGCAACGGAACGUGCCAGAGCCUCGAAUCGAGCAUCUAUGCAACGCACGAGACAGGCUGAGAGCACUCCUGACCGCAUAAAUCGAUUGGAGGCCUCUCGUGUCUCAAUGCAACAGAGAAGAGCUGACGCGACAACCCCAGAGAGACAUGAGCGUCAAGACUCAAACCGAAGAUCCACAGAAGCAGCUAGAGCGGAAGAAAAUACCCCCCUCCGAGAUGCACGGCGCGAAUCGGAUUGCAAUGCGACACGAGGAGCUAGAGCCGAGGAAAUUACUCCUGCUCGUGAGGCGCGGCGAGACCUUGACCGUCUCUCCACCCAACGAUCAAGGGAUGCACAAGACACACCGACUCGGAAUGCCCGGCAACGAUCCGACGGCCAGGCUCGAACGGCUUCUCGGCAGCUCUUCCCCCCACUACCCGAAUCCUCGCCUUCGUAUCGCGAUCUCGGCAUGGUCCAUAUUGAGUGUUCGCACUGCAAAGCUCUGCAUUUCGUCCAAGAACGCAUCGUGAGCAGCUCUGCCGCAAGGCCCAUGUUUUCCACAUGCUGUGGGAAGGGGAAGCUGUCACUGCCCCUUCUCACCGACCCGCCAGCUCUUCUGCGCUCUCUUCUCAUCGAUGAUACUCCAAGGGCCCGCCGCUUCCGUAAAAACAUUCGAGCAUACAAUUCAGCACUGUCUAUGGCGUCCGUGGUCGCCAAAUGGGUGAACAGAGGGCCCGGUACUUCUAAUUUUAACCCCACAAUGACGAUGCAGGGCGAGAUGUACCAUUACAUGGGUCCCAUGAUGCCAUCCGAGGGGCGGGCGCCUUCCUUUGCUUCCGUUUACAUUCACGACACUGACUACGGUACUCAAACGCGCACAAGGCUUGGCGGAGCCUCUACACGGCUGGAAGACACACUGUUAAUGCAACUGACGCACAUGCUGCACGAAUGCAACCCCUACGUGCAGACUGUUCUCAGUAUGCGAGAAUGGGCUCAAUCCCCUCAACCCAACACUCCAGCCCCGUACCAGAUGGUCAUCCAUGCCGACCGCAGGCCAAGUCAUGAGCACGUGCGCCGGUACAAUGUGCUGGAUCCGAUUUCAGUCAGUCAUCGUGCAUACGAUCCGUUGAGUUACGUGCUUUUGUUCCCGAACGGUAGAGAUGGAUGGUAUCCAGAGCUUCGAUUCUCCAGUGAUGACGACGGCAGAUAUACCAAGAUUACUCCGAUGAUGUACUACGGAUGGCAUUUGUUCGAAAGAGCAGGCGAGUUCAGCACAAUCUUGCACGCAGCGCGACUCUUUCAGCAAUAUUUAGUUGACCAGUUCUGCAAAGUGGAGGCAGAAAGGCUUUCGUAUCUCCGCCACAACCAGACACAGCUUCGAGCCGCCGACUACACCUCACUGCGCGACAGCCUAGGAGACUCCGGUCGUGCUGAAGAUGAAGCCGAUGCCGUGCGUGCCGGACGACUGUUCAUUCUCCCUUCCACGUACAUUGGAGGUGACCGCUACAUGAGGCAGCAGAUGCACGACAUCAUUGCUAUAUCGAACCAAAUUGGCCACCCGGACAUCUUCCUCACUAUGACAUGCAAUCCAAGCUGGCCGGAGAUCAUAAGAGCCCUACUUCCGAACCAAACGCCUCAGGACAGACCGGACCUGUGCGCACGUGUGUUUCGUCUGAAAAUGAAAGAUCUCAUGUCCUUGGUCAUCAACGAGGAAGUAUUCGGAACCGUCGUUGCCCAUGUACGAGUCAUCGAAUUUCAGAAACGCGGUCUUCCCCACGCUCACGUUGUAUUUUUCCUAGAUGAAGUCUCCAAGAAUGAUCUGCGUACUCCCGAAAACGUCAACCGCAUUAUCUCUGCCGAGAUCCCGUCUGCCCAAGAUCCAGAACUCCAAGAGGUCGUGCUCAAGCAUAUGAUUCACAAUCCAUGUGGAGAACGCAAUCCAACAGCCGUGUGCAUGGGCGAGCAGUACUGCAGGAAAGGGUUUCCAAAAUCGUUCAAACACGAAACCAGCCAGUCCGACAGUGAGUACUACAUCACGUACCGCAGAAGGUCCCCCUCUGCAGGUUGCGUCUCCAUCGAGCGACCCUCCCGUGUUGGCCGACUACAGCAAUCCGUCGUGGUCGACAACUCCUGGGUCGUUCCCCACAGUCCUCUGCUUCUACGAUCAUUCGCUUGCCAUUUGAAUGUGGAACUCUGCGUGUCACGCGUUGGCGGAAUCAAGUACCUCUUCAAGUAUGUUUGCAAGGGACAAGACCGAGUGACCAUGGAAAUUACUGCCGAGAACGAGUGCCACGACGAGAUCUCCAACUUCCAAGAUGCCAGAUACGUUUCGGCAUCGGAGGCCGCAUGGAGGUUAUUCUCCUUUGACAUUGUAGAUCGCAAUCCUCCAGUGGUCAGACUUACGGUGCAUCUGCCCAACCACCAUACAGUAUACUUUGAGGAAGGGCGAGAGCAGGAGGCGGCGCUUCGACCAGCAUCAGGUACGAAGCUGACCGAGUGGUUUAAAGCCAACGAGAAGUACCCAAGCGCGAGGCAUCUUCGGUACCACAAGUUUCCAAGGUACUUUACGUGGAAGACACGCACCAAGUCAUGGACCUACGAUUUCAGUGGUACAGGUGCCAACGUAGUCGGUCGAAUCUACACUGUCAGUCCGAGGGAGGGUGAGCGCUACUUUCUUCGCCUCCUCCUCACACAAGUGCCAGGUGCAACAUCCUUCGAGAACUUGCGAAAUAUCGACGGCGAGCAGUGCACCAGCUUCCGACAAGCUUGCUUACGACUCGGUUUGCUGGCCGACGAUGCCGAGUGGAAGCACGCAAUCCGAGAUUCAUUCCGGUCAAGCUUCGUUCCUCUUUCUCAUCUGUUUGCUACGAUUCUGGCACACUGCCAGCCUUCGGACCCUCUCUCGCUGUGGAACGACCACCUGGACAUGUUUCUCACCGAUAUUCGCAAUCGUGCACGCAGACAACCCAUUCGAAGACAGCAGCUUCGCGAUGAUCACCACGCCACAUCUUACGUACUUCGAGAGGUACAGGAGGCUCUGCAGACCACCCCCGAAGCACGAGCGCAGCAGUGGGAAGGGCGACUACAGACGUCGUUGCCGCUGUUGAACACAAAUCAACGAUCCUUAAGCGCCGUUGCGGGACCUUCUAUGCCGACACGAAGUGGUCGUCUCUUCUUCCUCGAUGCUCCUGGCGGAACAGGCAAAACAUUCGUGCUCAGCGCCAUUCAAGACUUCCUUCGUACGCGCCGUAAGCAGGUCAUCGCUGUCGCUACGUCUGCUGUUGCUGCUGUGCUGCUCGACGGUGGACGCACCGCUCAUUCCGUGUUCAAGAUUCCCAUUCCUGUAUCUGCCGAAAGCACGUGCAGCUUCUCCGCAAACUCCGACACAGGCCGUACACUGCAACAAGUCGAUCUCAUCAUAUGGGACGAGAUCGUCAUGUGCCAUCGACAUUGCAUUGAGACUGUCGAUCGCUCCCUUCGAGACUUGAUGCAAACCGACCGGCCCUUCGGAGGAAACUUCCUCGUACUCGCUGGAGACUUUAGACAAAUCCUUCCCGUCGUUCCGGGCGGGUCCAGAGGUCAAAUCAUGAGUGCGUGCGUCAAGGCUUCCCCGCUGUAUCGAGAGUGCCGAUUCCUGCGCCUUACCGAGAACAUGCGCCUUGCUGCUCUCCGAGCGGACCCUGCAGCAGAUGUGGAGGCUCUCAACUUUCCAGAAUUCCUCCUCAGCGUCGGGGAAGGCAGACUUCAAGGCGAACAGCGCCCGGAAUGGAUCUCACUACCACAGUCCGUUGCGUUCGAGCACACCAUCCGCAAUUUAUGCCUCAAGCGCGUUAUACUCACCACAAAGAACAGGCCGCUCGAGGAAGUCAACGAGGUCAUCGGCAACAUGAUUCCGGGAUCGUAUCGAACGUAUUUGAGCGCAGACAAGGUCGAGAACGAAGACACCAACGCGCUGAUCUAUCCCACAGAAAUGCUCAACACCUUGACCGCCGGAUCUGCUCUACCAGACCACAAGCUCAAGCUCAAGAAAGGCUUCAUCGUCAUGCUUCUGCGCAAUCUCGAUCCCGCUACCGGUCACGUCAACGGCGCGCGAUAUGUCAUCGAGAACAUGACCAACAACCUGCUCUUUCUACACGUUACCACCGGGUCACACCAAGGCAACAGACUGUGUCUUCCUCGAAUGCCCUGCGGACCAGGAGACGACAACUUUCCCAUCCCUGGCUUCACCCGAACGCAGUUCCCCAUUCGCACGUGCUUCGCCCUUACAACGAACAAAGCGCAAGGCCAAUCCUUCGGUGGCCGCAUUGGUCUCGACUUACGAGAUCACUGCUUCUCGCACGGUCAACUCUAUGUCGCACUAUCAAGGACUACUCACCCAGGCAACGUCACUGUCCUCACUCGAGAGUCCAAUGAAACCACGCGAAACGUAGUGUACCCCGAGGUCCUUCAGUAG